AUGAAGCUCCUCGCUCUCCUCGCUCUCUACUGGGCGGUGGCAUACAGCUUGGUCAUCACAAACCAGCCUGUGCGCCCAACACGCCCCCGUCUACCGGGCACCAAGACCAGCACUCAGCGGCCUCAGGGUACCUUUGAGCUUCGGCCACGCAAUACCAAGUCGACUCAAUUUGGACUUGGAAAAGGAAAAGGAAAUCAAGAGCCAAAAGUCACGUUACAUUUUCCAAACUAUCCAGCGCCCUCACAGGCUGCAAGACAAUCCGCCGUUGAGAAAUAUUAUGAUUUUCAGCAUAAAAACGACCCAGACUACAAUCCAGAGAUGACGAAGCUCAAUACAGUCCCUAGCUUGGACAAUUUCAACACCGAGCAUGUAUAUGAAGGGCAGACACUUGGUCGCUUCUUUGACUGGCUCAUUGAAGCGGGAAGUUCUAAAGUUCCUUUCCCUACUGUGUACGGUCGUCCAAACCAAUCGUGGAUGAAAAACAUUCUUAACCCUGAAAACUUGAACGGACAAAACGAUUUUCAAUUCAGUAUACCUUCACAAGGUCCCCAACAAGGUCCCCAAAGCCUAUGGUUUCAUAUACGCAAGUGCGUGGGUUCUCGUGAAAACUACGGAGGCUUGGUUCUAGCUGCAAAAGGCAUGAACUACAGGAAGGGAGUACUAUUUGGUGGCAAAAACCCUCAAAUCCCUGGAGAUGGCGAUCAACUGAAUGAUUUUCGUAAUGUUGCAGGUGUCUUUUACUACAUGGGAAUUGGUGAAAUUUGGACCAAGUUCACCACAACGUCUCAUUGUAUAGAGGGAGCUCUUGCAGAGUUUGAUCGGCAAUUCCCAUGGAGGAGGGCUGAGGCACCUGGAAGACAAGCCCUACAACGGCCUUUGUCACCACUCAAUGCUGGCUUGCGUACCCUCUACCGGAUCUGGAUUAGUGGGGAGCUGGCGAGUAUAGAGGGUACGGCUGAACAAUGGAUAGAUUUGGUGAAUGAUUACAUACGGAGGGGUAAGGGUAAGAGCUCUUCAACUCUCCCUGGCUGGCUCAAUCGGGUACGACAGUCAGAGACUUAUUCAAAAAGAAAGCUCAAAUUCCGAAAGGGUACGGGCCAGAGAUAUGACGAAUUACUUCUUUAG
Thyridium curvatum is the source of this 1125-nucleotide messenger RNA. RefSeq lists its product as uncharacterized. Lineage: Eukaryota; Fungi; Ascomycota; Sordariomycetes; Thyridiales; Thyridiaceae. The record is from RefSeq and is a predicted model, not a curated record. Bases 1 to 1125 code for a protein of 374 amino acids. The transcript is spliced from 3 exons.